This is a messenger RNA of Zea mays, 2040 nucleotides long. Its product is annotated as adenine/guanine permease AZG2. Lineage: Eukaryota; Viridiplantae; Streptophyta; Magnoliopsida; Poales; Poaceae. The coding region runs from base 147 to 1778 and encodes 543 amino acids. Gene Ontology annotation, cellular component: plasma membrane. Gene Ontology annotation, molecular function: purine nucleobase transmembrane transporter activity. Gene Ontology annotation, biological process: transmembrane transport; guanine transport; adenine transport. The transcript has a single exon. The record is from RefSeq and is a predicted model, not a curated record.
CCAGGUACAGGCCAGUCCCCCACUAACAACAUGCAUAUAAACUGCGGGUCGAGUGAUGGAGUCCCCGCAGACUAGCUCGUAAGACAAGCAAGCACACGCGUCUCGUAGUACUGGGGGAGAACGACGAAGCAAACACCACCAAGAUAAUGACGUCCAAGGGAACGAGGCCGUGGAGCAGGCUCUCCGAGGCCGAGACCGCCGUGAACCGCGCCGUCGCCGGGAGCCGCGUGGGGAGAUACUUCAAGCUGGACGCGCGCAAGAGCUCCUUCACCAAGGAGCUCCGCGCCGGCGCCGCCACGUUCCUCACCAUGGCCUACAUCAUCUCCGUCAACGCCGCCGUCCUGACCGACUCCGGCGGGCCGUGCACGGUGCGGGACUGCACCCCCGUGCCCACCAACUCGACCGUGGCGGCCACGCCGCCUGGGCCGGAGUGCACGGUCGCCGGGGCUAAUAACCCGGGGUACCAGCAGUGCCUGGCGCGCACCAAGAGCGACCUGGUCGUGGCCACGGCCGUGGCCGCCAUGGCCGGCUCCUUCGCCAUGGGCCUCUUCGCCAACCUCCCGCUCGCGCUGGCCCCCGGCAUGGGCGCCAACGCCUACUUCGCCUACAACAUGGUCGGGUUCCACGGGUCCGGCCCCAUCGGCUACAGCACGGCGCUGGCCGUCGUGAUGCUGGAGGGCCUCGUUUUCUUCGCCCUGUCCGUCGUCGGCCUCCGGUCCAGGCUGGCGCGGAUGAUCCCGCGGAACAUCCGCCUCGCCUCGGCGGUCGGCAUCGGCCUCUUCCUCGCCUUCACGGGCCUCCAGGCGCACCAGGGGGUCGGGCUCGUCGGCGCCAGCCCGUCCACGCUGGUCACGCUCACCGCCUGCUCCGACGUGGACACGGUCACCGGCGCCUGCCUCGGCGGCACCAUGCGCAGCCCGACGUUCUGGCUCGGCGCCGUCGGCUUCCUCAUCACGGCCACGUGCCUGGCCAGGGACGUCAAGGGGAGCAUGAUCUUCGGCAUGCUGUUCGUUACGGUGGUCUCCUGGAUCAGGGGCACCAGCGUCACCAUGUUCCCGGACACGCCGGUGGGCAAUGCCGGCUUCGCCUACUUCAAGAAGGUGGUGGACUUCCACAUGAUCCGCAGCACCGCGGGGCAGCUGAGCUUCGGCGGCUUCCGGCACGGCAACGUCUGGCUCGCCCUGCUCACGCUCCUCUACGUGGACGUCCUUGACACGACGGGGACAAUGUACUCGAUGGCCGAGUACGGAGGGUUCACGGACGGCGCCGGCGGCGGGUUCGAGGGCGAGUACCGCGCGUUCCUCGUGGACGCCGGGUCCACGGUGCUCAGCGCGGGGCUCGGGAGCUCCACGGUCACUACCUACAUCGAGUCCACCGCGGGGAUCCGGGAGGGCGGGCGGACGGGGCUGACGGCCAUCACCGUGGCCGCCUGCUUCCUGGCGUCCCUCUUCUUCGGUCCGCUGCUGAUGAGCGUGCCGCCGUGGGCCGUAGGCCCGUCGCUGGUCCUCGUGGGCGCCAUGAUGAUGCGCGUCGCCAAGGACAUCGAGUGGGGCGACAUGAAGGAGGGAGUCCCGGCGUUCGUGACCAUGGCGCUGAUGCCGUUGUCCUUCUCCAUCGCCAACGGCAUCAUCGCCGGGCUGGGCGUCUACGUCGCGCUGCACUGGUACGACUGGGCGCGCCACGGGUACGGCAAGGUGAGGAACGCGCUGGACGAGCGGCGGAACCAGGUGGCCGCCGCCGCGGGCGAAGUCGGACCGGCGGCGCAGGACGUCGUCUGAUCGGUCUCCGAUGUGUUUGACCGUAGCAGGUCAUGUUGUUUACUUGUUUAGUAGGCUAAUUAGCUUUGUCAUGCAUCAUCGCUUUUGGGGGAGCUUUCAGAUGGCGUCGCUGGAUUAGAAGUUCGGUCGGCACGGGUUGGUGCUGGGCCCUACAUGCCCCUGUGUAUGGACUAUGGAGUAUGUAUGGUAAUGGAGUGGGAACAACUGAAUGGGGCCUGCUCGGAGAUUCUUGAUGUGCAAGGAGGUGUUCGUACUUUGACCA